AUGGCAGCCCAGGAGGCUCAACCCUUCCACUGGAAGUACGACGAGUUGGACGACAAGAACUACCGCGUCCAUGGCCACAAUACCUUCCUCCUUCUCCAUCCUCUUAUGCAUCAUCCUCCUCUGCCUGUACCCGAUACGGGCUCAUUGAGCAUGUCACCUUCUGCGACUUCGCAUCCGGCAUCUGGCCUCGGUCCGCAGAUCAGCGAUAUCUUCCCGGUGCACUUGCACCGAGCGUCAGGGACCGGCGAGGAGGCGCAGUGCCCCAUUUGCCUGAGUAACUUGAGAGACGGAGACAAGGUGAAGGUGUUGCCCAGCUGUGUAGACAUGGGUUUCGUGUGUGAGUGCGUCGACGCGUGGUCAAGGGCUCACACGAGCUGCCCACCGUGCAGGGCGGGGUGGCUGUGGCUUUAG
This is a messenger RNA of Musa acuminata subsp. malaccensis (wild Malaysian banana), 411 nucleotides long. The record is from RefSeq and is a predicted model, not a curated record. Lineage: Eukaryota; Viridiplantae; Streptophyta; Magnoliopsida; Zingiberales; Musaceae.